Messenger RNA from Plasmodium fragile, 7533 nucleotides. Its product is annotated as PEK protein kinase. Lineage: Eukaryota; Apicomplexa; Aconoidasida; Haemosporida; Plasmodiidae. Gene Ontology annotation, molecular function: ATP binding; protein kinase activity. Gene Ontology annotation, biological process: protein phosphorylation. The coding region runs from base 1 to 7533 and encodes 2510 amino acids. The transcript has a single exon. The record is from RefSeq and is a predicted model, not a curated record.
AUGAGUUAUUACAAUUAUUCGACAGAAAGAAGUCAAUUUAAUGAUGAUGAUGAGAGAUAUGAUCAUGUGGAAAUGAUACCAGGAGAAAAUUCCAAUCAUGGAAAUGGGGGCGUUCGGAAUGAUCUAUAUUAUCCACAUGGUCUCCACAGCCCGCAUUCCCAUUCCCAUAUCAACAUGAAGAACGUAAGCAAAGGUCAAUGUUCACCCCCUGAAGAUAGGAGGAACAAAUUUAGCAAUAAUUUUGCCGACAAUUAUAUGCUUAAAAAGAAAAUGAAUGAAACAAUUUUAACCAACAUAAAAAAUAUUUUCGAGAAAAUGGUAAGCAUAGAGCGGUUGACAAACAUGGACAAUUAUAAAAGUAUGAAAAAUAAAAUUGAACAGUAUCAUCAUGUGCACCAGAAGGCAAGAACGAAUGGGACCAUCCGUCUACACACCAGGAGUCCUUCGCCCAGGGAGGAAGAGCUAUUAUGCACUGCGGCGACCCCAAGUAGAAGGAGUGCCACAUUGUGUGACGAUGAAGAACAUAACGAUGUGUUCAAACCUGUUUGCGAGCAACCUGCAGACAGCUAUUGCAGUGGUAGUAACAGCUUCGAAUAUUACCACAGGGGAAACACAUAUGGGAGUAAUAACUCAUAUGACCCCAAUUUAUAUGAAGACGAGAAUUACCCUUAUUCCGUCAGUGAUGUUCGCGGCCGUCCGAUCCGCUUGAACAAUGUCAACCACAAGAUACCCAAAUUGGGUGAUACAAUGAGAAACUGGGAGGAGUUUAAAAGCGAAAACGCCGAUGGCUGGCUUUAUCGCGCCCCCGCGUAUGGUGUUCCUCCCCCAAGUAAAAGUAGGAGUAUUUUCAAAAGAAUGUUGAGGGAAGAAAUUGACCAUGAGUCAUUUAAAGGGGACAUACCCAAUAGUGACAUGGGGAACACGUACGAAAAUAUAAUUGUAAGUAAAAACGGUCAUGUAGACCAUCCGAGCGAUCAUCCCAUUAAGGAUGAACCAUACCAUUUCAAUAGAGCCCAAGCGAAGUACCCGUCUGCUGGAGAAACAGAGAAGGAGAAUUUUAUUAUGUGUAAAAAGGACGAAGAUGUUACCGCCCUGUUUAGCAAUCAAAAAAGGCACGGACGCACUAGCAUUGAAGCGGGGCCGAAUGAACAUGAUAUAAUUAUUGUAGAAGAUGAACAGUUAAACAACCGUAUGAAUGUUUUUCCCGGGACUAAUAAUUUGGAGAAUAAAAAUAUCCUAUUCCCGUAUGAACAGCAGGGACACAUAAGCAACAACCAAAAUAAUAUAACAAAAUAUGAAAGAGAUAAAUAUUUUUAUGGACAGUACAAAUAUGAUGAGACGAUAUUUAUCUAUGACCUGAUAGUCCUUGACACCUCUGGAUUUUUAUACAAAGUUUCCACUGAUGGAACAUACUACUGGAAACAUAAGGUAGUGAAGAAUAUCCAGGACCACGUAAACUUUGAUGAGGACAAAAAAGGGAGGAGUGAAUACCAGUCGAUUAGGAAUGAAACGAGGUAUGAUCUCCCUUUUGAAGAUAUGCGACCAAAAAAUAAACACAACAGACAUGAUAAUUUAAAACGGAGAGCAAUGAAAAAGCUACAUUACAAGAAUUUUCUCGAUCUUAGAAAAACAAGUUCAUCCCAACAUGACCAUUUUAAGGGGGACGACAGAGUUAUGCAAGAUGGCUCCAAACGCAGUGAGAAGAAAAAAAAUUACCAUGAAGAAAAAUUGAAGAGAAAUAAAAAUAUAACAAAAAGAUUGCUUUCAAAUUAUAGCGGAGAUUUAUUUUACAUUAAUGAAAAUAAUGAAGCCAUGCCACUAAACAUUAACAUUAAGGAUGUUGUAAACAAUUCGCCCUUCAAAUCGCCGCUUUUUCCUAAUAUCGUGUUUAUGGGUUCCAGACACUCCAGCAUCGUUAACUUGGAUUACGAAACAGGGGAAGUCAUAAAAAAAUACGACGAAAGUUUGGAAGAUACGCUCGUAAAAAAAGGAAAGAAAACGUUACCCAACAGGGACGGAGAAUAUGAUAAGAUUAACUCCAUCGGAAGGCCAGACGCCCUAGUGCAAAAUGAGAAUGCGGCCGAGUGGGGUGAUGUGCACGGAUCCGCACAUGGGGAAGCCGAGCCUGGGGAGGAGGUUCAAUCUGGGCGUGCUCAUGCGGAUGAUGAUUAUGAUGAUGAGCAUGAUGAUGACCACGAUGAUGACCCUGACUACGCCGAACGCAGGGCAAGUGGUAAGGAAGUCCCACCGCGCGAAUACCAAAAUAACGCCAUAAAGGACGAAGCAGUAGCAGGAAGGGAAAGCCAUAACAAUAGCAUCAUGAGCGUUACCCAUGGGGACAAAAUCACUAAGCCAUUUUUGGAUCAUAAAGAAGGCAGCGCAAUGCUGCACUCAGAAGAUGCUGUGAAUGAAUAUUUCGACGAAAACGAGAUUUACAGAUACACACCAAAAAGUAAGUAUAGCAAUGUAGACAAGUAUGAUGAGAAAAAUAUGGACGAUAAUGAGAAAUACAUCCUGAAGGUUGCGAGAAACAAUCUACGGGAAAGGAAAAAAGUUCUAAUUAAAAAACUCCUCAUGAGUUUGAACAGAACCAGUUCGCUAAGUAGAUAUCACCAUAGUAGUAACCUUAUGGAUAUAGGUAUAAUGGGAAAUAGGAUAAGAAAAAGAAAAAAAAAAAAGAGAAGAAGAAAAACGGAGAGGAGGCAGCUACAAAUAAGCAUGGUUCAGUGGAUGAUAAAAGCUGUUGAUGAAAAAUCGCUGAAACAAAAAUGGAUAACAACUUGGGUUGACGUUGGAUCUAUUUUCAUAACGGACAGUCAAAAACAAGAUUCGACGUUCAUAAACUCGCUUAUUGAAAUUGUGGGGAACAAGCUGAUACUGCGGCCGCUGGAAAUGGACAAAAUGAUCAAGACGUACAGCAUAGCGAAAAACGUACAUAAUGAGCCCGAGGAGGGCGUGGGUUUCCUGGACAGGAAUGGUGACGCGAGGGUGGGGAGCAAUGUGCCGAUUGAGGAGAUUGACGAUGAGAUUUCUCAUCACAGAUCCGAUGAACCAAAUGAUCGCAGAAGCCGAGUUCGGGAGGGAAUGAACCAAGAGGGUUCAAAUGUAAAGUCCAAAAUUUUUAUUUUCUCCGACGCGGUGUCCUCUGUUUUUGCGCUCAGUUAUAAGCGUGCAUCGAACAUUUUCACCCUAAACGUGAUAAUGAAGCAGAAUAGCAACAUGUUUCCUGGUUAUGAUAAUGUAAAGGGCUUCAGCUACAAUGCUUUAAAUUUUAAGAAGGAAAACACUCUCCUUUUGCCCUUUUCGUCUAGCGAUUUUGCAAAGAACCAUGUUGAGAAAACCUUUUGCAAUUUUGAUGAAAAUAUAAAUUAUGGGAAAAAAUUAUUGCACAGAUUGAAUAAUAUAUCGGUGAGCAUAACUUCCAUUGAGAAGGAAAUACGGUACCUUUUGUCCAACAUAAUUUUUGUGUACGAUAGAAAUAAAAAAAUACCCAUAAAUUAUAUAUACAAAAUGAAGGGGCUUAUACGCGAGUAUCAGAAGACGAAGGAGGAGUUUUUGUAUUAUUUGCCCGGCAUGGAUAGCACGAGGCAUCUGAGUUACUCGCCUUACAGCGACGCAGAUGGGGGAAGAUACAGUGGUAGUCAUAGAGGCCAUUAUGGUAGCAUUUUUGGCGACAGUUUCAGCGGCCCUUUUAGUGGCCGCUUUAGUGGUAGUCUAGGUGGAAGCCAUGGGCCUGGUCGCGGAGGACCGGGUCGACCAAUACACAUUUGUGAAUACAUAAAUAAAUUUAUCGACAUGUAUUUUGAAGAAAACGAAAUAUGCUUCGACUACUGUUCCAUGCUCAACAUAUGGGACAAGAUAUUUAACAACUACAUCAGUCAGGACGACUGCUUGUUAUUGUCCAAUUUGUACAGAGUCAUACAAAACGCGUUUGCCUACAACCACCGAGAUUUUAACCUCCCAAAUGAUGAUGUGGACCACAUGAUAUCAGAUAAUGCAAAUUUUCUGGUAAAAAGGAGAAGAAAAAACUUUGCCUAUUCACGAAGCCAAGAGCUGAAAGAAGUAUCAACAUUGAAGUACAAGAAGGGGUGGUAUUGGAGCAUGUUCUAUGCUGUUAUGCUCAUAUUUGUAGUUCCCUUUGUGUUCAUUUAUCGAAUAUUUAGGAAAAAAAAAAACAAUAACAAUAGCAGCAGUAAGGUUAUUAUGAAAAAGAAAAAGAUGAAAGAUUAUGAUGACUAUGCUAGGGAUCAGGAUCUGCUAAAGUUAAGAUACCGCCUGCUACAUGAUGAGCGUGUAAGGCUGAAAAAUGCAUUAGCGAAAAAUAAUUACGACGAUUUAACCAAAAUGGAACUAAACAAUAACAUGAAAAGGGAGAUAGCCAGUAGAUUGAAAGAGCUGGAGCAGCAACCAACCUUAAUUGACAUUCUAGCAAAACAUGCUAGAGACUCCGAUAGUGAUAGCAAAUUUUAUGAUAUAAAUGAAGGGAUGCAUAACUUACAUGCGCAUAGCUACUGGGAUGGAUCCUCAAAAUACAGCCUUCCCAGCAUGUCCAUCAUGAGUACGGGCAGAACAAAAUCGAGGGAACUUUUAAAAUCAGAUAGCACCGGAACGAAUAUGUUUUAUAUGCAUAGAAGAAGAGCUGCUUCGCAAGACGUUACUUAUAAACAGUCCUUCGUAGUAAAAAAAAGGAUUAGAAGCAGCUACAAGUUGGGGAACAAGUAUCACAAGAAGAACUACACCGAUAAUGAGAAGGACAAAAAACAUAACCACUUGAAUGAAAAACACAUAAACGAAAAAGAUUUCGAUAAGAGUGAUUUUAUAAAUUUCCUUACGAACUAUAAUAAAAAAUUUAUGAAAAAGAACACUCUAGUAGAUCAUCUUCUCAAAAUGAAUAAGACAAAAGUAGUGGGCUCCAAACCGGACGAGCGUAUCUACAGUAAGAGCAGUAAGGAAUACGACACAAAUUCGGACCAUUCCAACAAGGAUGAAAAUGAAAAUAGCCACGCUGAAGAUAUGAACAAUUCAGGGAAAAAGCUCGCUGGCAAGAAAUAUCUCAAUGAAGAGAAUAAAACAACUGAGGAGAAAAAAAAUAAAAGCAAAUACACUAAGCUUGCUGAUAAUGGCAAUGACUAUCUUGUCAACAUGCAUAAGCAGAGCACACCGGUGAAGAGCAAAUUGGACAAUCAUGCAAAUAAUAAUGAAAUCAAAAAUAAUAAAAGUGCCAGUGCACGAAAUUUAUCGAUAAUUCAAAGAUCACACAUUCCGUAUGAUGCUCCCCUGGCAGAUUUUUUAGAAAACGGAAGAUUUAUGAGAACAUUCGAAAAUAUUUCUCUCAUUGGUCAGGGUGGAUUUGGCUCUGUGUAUAAAGUGUCGCAUCGUCUGGAACCAGGGUCUCCAACCUAUGCUGUAAAAUUUAUUUACUUAAAAGUGAGUUCGUUAGAUAAUGUGAGCUCCAGAAGGUACUUUCGUGAAAUUGCAGCCAAUAGAGAUAUUUACAGUAAGCAUGUUGUCCGCUACUACACUUGGUGGUGUGAAGAGCCACAGUUUCUGCCCAUGCAUGUGAUGCCCAAGGAAAUACAAAACUUGGUUAAGAAGAAUAAAGAUUCUUUUAAAAAAAUGUACAGUAAAAAUAAUGACAGUGAUAGUCCAAUUAGCUAUGAAAAGUUAUCAUCUUGGGAAAGGAAAAAAAGCGAUUUAAAAAAUUUUAAAAAGGUUAUUAAAAAGAAAAAUGAACGAAGCUUAACGUUUUACAGUGACAAUGAUGGACUGAAUUCCAAAAGAAAUGAAAACAAGAGUAGAAAAAGAUAUCUAAGCGAUAAAAACUUUUCUGAUAGUAUCUACACCAAUGCUAAUGCUAAGAACAAGAAGAAAAAGAAAAAGAAGAAGAAAAAAAUUAUAUACAUGGAAAAGCAAAAUGGGGAUCGAAAGGGACGAAACGAGAUACAUUACACUGCGCAAAACAAGUUCAACAUUGCCUCCUUCAACUCAAGUUUUCAAGAAUACGAUCCGUUUGGAUGUGGCUAUCUAAGUGAGGAAGAUAGAGACUUGGUAGUUUUCGCAGACAAUGAUGAACCGAGCGUGCACGUUGACGAGGUCGCCCCGGAUGAGAAGACGUCACCGCCUAGCACUCGCAACAAUGACGCGCAGAACCGUAAUGAUACAUCCUCCGGCAAGCGCCAAAUGGCUGCUCCUCCAAACGGUCAGGUUGACGAAGAAGAGAAAACAGAAAAUGAGCACCCAGAACAACGACAACGCGCGGUGAGCAACGAGCAAAGCAAUAGUGGUUACGACGCAUCGGAAAAAAAUGCACAUAGGACUAAGAGUCCCACAAAUGAGAACACAUUGAUGACCAACGCGAGAAAAAAAUAUACUGAAGAGGAGCCCCUUGCUAGGAACGAACCAUUCAAAAACACACACAAAAAAGAUAAUAUUAAUAAUAAAAAUAAGGAAAAAAUAAAAAAUGAAGAAAAGGAUAAAAGUGAAGAAGAAUUAGCUAAUAAAGAAAAUGCGGAAAAAAUAAAAAGUUACAAGAAAAAAAUAGUGGCGCCAGAAUUUUCCAUUGUACUGCUAUUACAAAUGGAGCUGUGUAAGGGUUACACACUACGUAAGUGGCUAGAUAGAUCGACAAGAAGUGAUAAGCCUUUGCAUUUUACCUACCGAGACAAAAAUAUGAAUCAUCCUUUAGAAUUUGAUUUGUUUAAGCAGCUAAUUAAAGGUUUGAAGGACAUCCAUUCCAGGUGCUUUAUCCACAGAGACUUAAAACCAGAAAAUAUUUUUGUGGAUCCAGAUACGUAUACGUUAAAAAUUGGGGAUCUGGGAUUAGUACGAUUUAUUGAAGAAAAAAAAAGGGAAAAGGAUUUAAACAAUAUAGACAGCUUUAAGGAUAACAUCUACACGGAUAUUAAUCAUAAUACAAUAACUAGCCAAAUUUCAUUGAAAGGACAAAUUAUAGGCACUCCAGGAUAUACCGCCCCUGAGGGAGGUGCCCUAUGUGAUGAAAAGGCAGACAUAUAUAGCGCUGCGCUAAUAUUAUUAGAGUUGCUGUGCCCAAGAUUUAAUACGAUAAUGGAAAGAUACAAACGAUUAAAUGACUUUAGGAAUUACUAUGCCGUUCCGGAUUAUGUGAAAGUUCAUUUAAAUCCAUGGUACAUUUUGAUGCUACAAAUGUCCAAACCAAACCCAGCGGAGAGACCGUCGGCUGCAGAUUUGUAUAGCAAAAUUAAGGUGCUCUUGGAUCCUCAUUUAACCGACUUUGCCUUUAGUUUCAACGAUGUUAACAAUGACUCGGCUUAUGUCCCUUCGGGGGUGGGGCCCAAGUACCGCAUCGCCGAUGGGAAUGGCAAGGAUGAUAAUGGAAAUGCUUUAAACGGUUACAAAACUAAUAUCAACGGGUCCAGCAGCACCAAAACAGACAAAAUGCUCUUAAGUAACAACGUUGAUGAUAAAAAUUGUUUUAACAAAAACAGCGACACUCGUAACGGUACAACUAUUGAGAACAAGGGAAGUUCGCUAAAUGUAACGAGUCCUGAAUGA